Amblyraja radiata (thorny skate) is the source of this 2164-nucleotide messenger RNA. RefSeq names its product pyruvate dehydrogenase E1 subunit beta (gene pdhb). Gene Ontology annotation, biological process: pyruvate decarboxylation to acetyl-CoA. The record is from RefSeq and is a predicted model, not a curated record. The transcript is spliced from 10 exons. NCBI's taxonomy places the organism in Eukaryota, Metazoa, Chordata, Chondrichthyes, Rajiformes, Rajidae. The coding region runs from base 77 to 1156 and encodes 359 amino acids. Gene Ontology annotation, cellular component: pyruvate dehydrogenase complex. Gene Ontology annotation, molecular function: pyruvate dehydrogenase (acetyl-transferring) activity.
AAGGCUGGGAGCAGCGCUAUUGGCCGAGGCGACGGCCCGCGGUUCGUGUCGCGGGGGGGGGGGCGGCAGCAGCAAGAUGGCGGCGCUGAGGUUGUGGCUCCGCGGGGGGAAGAGCGCCUUGAGCCUGCGGACGCGGAGGCAACUGCACAGGACGGCGGCGGCGGCCGCUCAGCUGACCAUUCGAGAUGCCCUGACCCAGGCGAUGGAUGAGGAGAUUGAGCGAGAUGAAACGGUGUUCCUGCUGGGAGAAGAGGUAGCACAGUACGAUGGUGCUUACAAGGUGAGCCGCGGACUGUGGAAGAAAUGGGGAGAUAAGAGAAUCAUCGACACUCCGAUCACAGAGAUAGGCUUUACAGGGAUUGCAGUUGGUGCCGCUAUGGCUGGCUUGAGGCCCAUCUGUGAAUUCAUGACCUUCAACUUCUCGAUGCAAGCGAUCGACCAUGUUAUCAAUUCUGCCGCCAAGACCUACUACAUGUCUGGGGGUGCUGUCCCUGUCCCCAUCGUCUUCAGAGGCCCCAACGGUUCCUCAGCCGGAGUGGGGGCUCAGCACUCGCAGUGCUUUGCAGCCUGGUACAGCCACUGCCCCGGGCUGAAGGUGCUCAGUCCUUGGAAUGCUGAAGAUGCCAAAGGCUUGAUGAAAUCUGCCAUUCGAGAUGAUAAUCCCGUUGUGUUCCUGGAAAAUGAAUUGAUGUACGGUGUGCCCUUUGAAGUUUCUCAGGAGGUCCAGUCCAAAGACUUCCUCGUCCCAAUAGGGAAAGCCAAAGUGGAGAAAGCAGGAACCAAUAUCACCUUGGUUGCACACUCCAAAAGUGUGGGCAACUGCAUGGAUGCAGCAGCAGCUCUGGCAAAGGAAGGCAUCGAUUGUGAGGUGAUAAACAUGCGCACCAUCAGACCCAUGGACAUGGAGACUAUCGAAGCCAGCGUGAUGAAGACCAAUCGCUUGGUAACGGUUGAGGGUGGCUGGCCACAGUUCGGAGUGGGUGCUGAAAUCUGUGCCAGAAUCAUGGAAGGCCCAGCGUUCAAUUACCUGGAUGCUCCAGUGGUGAGGGUGACGGGUGCAGACCUUCCUAUGCCCUACGCAAAGAUCUUGGAAGAUAACAGCAUACCUCAGGUUAAAGAUAUCAUUUUUACAGUCAAGAAAAUACUCCAUGUGUAGUGUUAUCUUGCUUUUUACCAGUCUGCCAUCACUAUUUAAAUAACUUCACUGGCAUCUAAUGUAACUUUAGUGUUUAUGUCAUCCUGCAGUUAGAGGUAGAAUGUACAGAAUAUUUGGUGCCAGCAAGACUGUUGGCAAAUAAUGCAUCGGUAAAACGAUACAACAUCAAUAGAGUGGUGGAUCAUUUCCCAGUUGGUGCAUAUUUCAAAUGCUGGCAAGGGGCGAAGCCUGUUUAAUCUGAAGCGUACCAUCUCACUAACGGGCAAAUGUUAAAAUCAGCCCUCAAAAAUAGGAUUAUAAUAUCGUUCAAAUUAUGAAGAAGGAAGAAUUGUAAUGUUGUUAUUAUACUUUUGCUUCUGUUACUUUUAUCACUCACUAGACCAAGUAGGACCCGUUGGGUCCCGUCCCCUCAACGCGUGUAUGACGUCACACACACUAACCACCCCUAACACACACCAUCCCCCCCUUGAUAUUAUAUUAAUAUUAUUCAUUCGCUCCGUUUACCCCAUCUCCCGCUCUAUCCACUCACACAUAGCCCCCAACUCACAGGCGCGUACACUCAUAUCUCCGGUACUGUUUAUCGUUUUUAACAAGUCAAUCUCAAAUUGUAAGCAUUAUUUUACAUCUACCCGUCAGUAAAGGGAUUGACAUAAGCCCUUAGGUUCAUAUGUAACAAUGAAUCAAUGAAAACAAAUCAAUGGCUUCAUCUAACUUUUAACGCUUUGAUAGAUUAUGAUAUUCAAUUUGCAUUAUCAACUCAUUUUUAAAAAUUGUGUUGUGUCUUUGGUCAAUUGGUUUGUGAAACUGUUACAGUAUGUUCCUUUGGACUAUUUAUGAAUGUUUUGAAAGACACUCCGUGGUUUAAAAAAAUAACCUAUUGCGAAAUAGCUGUGCUGUUUGAGUUACACAAUUAUCAGUUACAAUUAUACCAUUGUGGGUUUUUUUUUUGUAAUGUAUAUAACUGCAUUGAAAUUAAUUGAAUGAAAUUAAAAGUUCUGAAAACAAAAA